Drosophila serrata is the source of this 1318-nucleotide messenger RNA. RefSeq names its product glucose-induced degradation protein 8 homolog. Gene Ontology annotation, molecular function: protein binding. The record is from RefSeq and is a predicted model, not a curated record. Lineage: Eukaryota; Metazoa; Arthropoda; Insecta; Diptera; Drosophilidae.
UCGUUCGUGUCACAUUUAGCGCAGCUCCACUGUCCCCCUGGAAGGGAAUUGCAACCCCCGAAUGGAGUGCAAUCUCCAGACUGGAAACGAGCUGCAGACUAGAAGUAUCACACGGACAACAACGACGGAGGGAUACACAUUAAUGCGGAGGAGUGCUGCUGCAGUAGCCUGGCUAAUCCUGCAGGUCCUGGGACCAGGACAGUGUUCCAGCAGGCGCCAAAGGCAGCGCUCGCAACGUGGCCGUCUCCGGUCGAUUUUCUGGUGGCGAUUAAGCCAACAAUCAACAAGAAAAGCCAGAAAACCAGCCGAAGGAAGCGAGGAAAUAAGAGAAAAUCCUUUUAGUUGCCUGGAUGCGUAGCAAGCUUCGCUGGAAUUUACAAGUUUUCCAUACGUUUUUUCGAAAGAGCUAAACAACUCACACAAAAAAACAAUUGACAAAAGCUAAAACAACAAAAAGAACAACAACAACAGUACCUAAAAUCCACUAGAUCAAUUCAAGAUGGCCGAGUUCAAGCCUCCGACUUCCUGGCCCCAUCGCAUGGCAAGCUUUCAGUGCCGACAGAUGGAUCUUAAUCGCCUGGUAAUGAACUACCUGGUCUCAGAGGGCUAUCAGGAGGCCGCCAAGCGUUUCAUGGCCGAGGCAAAUGUAGAGCCGGGCCCCCAUAUGGACACCAUUGUGGAUCGAAUGCGUAUCCAGGAGGCUGUGCGUGUGGGUCAAGUGAAGUAUGCCAUGGACCUGGCCAGCCGCAUUUAUCCUUGCAUCUUUGAGACGGAGAAUUACGUGUACUUUCACAUGCAGCAGUUGCGUCUAAUCGAAAUGAUUAGGGAUCAAAAGGCGACUAAGGCCCUGAACUUUGCCCAGAGUCCGUCCUCCGGCUUCGCACAGGUAGAUCCAGAGCGUAAGAAGGAGGUGGAGCGGACUAUGGGUCUGCUGGCCUUUGAUCGGCCUGAGAACAGUCCCUUUGGCGAGCUUAUGUUGUACUCCUACCGACAGAAAGUCGCAGGUGAGAUAAACUCUGCCAUGCUAAGGUGCCAUCAGACGGCCAGCAGGGGCAAGGAUCAUGGUCCCAUGGAGCCUCGGAUGAUUUUCCUCAUCAAACUGAUUUUGUGGGCCCAGGCCAAGUUGGAGAAGGAGGGCUGCACUGACUUCCAAAAGCUGGAUCUGCAGCAUGCUGACUUUGAGGAAGAGUUCCGCCGGAACUUUCAGGGUUGGUAAAUAAACGGAGAGAAACUUAUGAUUGUCUAACGAUCGAACGAAUGGCGUCUACUGCGAUUUUUAAGGAGUAAAUGUAUUUUUUUUUUAGCAAAUACAACUUGA